Molecule: messenger RNA, 1175 nt
Organism: Hirundo rustica (Barn swallow)
Lineage: Eukaryota; Metazoa; Chordata; Aves; Passeriformes; Hirundinidae
Product: chemerin-like receptor 1
Exons: 1
Coding region: 7-1092 (361 amino acids)
Biological process (GO): complement receptor mediated signaling pathway; inflammatory response; phospholipase C-activating G protein-coupled receptor signaling pathway
Cellular component (GO): plasma membrane
Molecular function (GO): complement receptor activity; N-formyl peptide receptor activity
Source: RefSeq, a predicted model, not a curated record
CUAGUGAUGGACAGCACCUCUUCUUCCCCUUCCCCCUUCUCUGCCAGCUGCCCCACGGAGCAGCCUGAGAACGCCACUGACCAUGAGUACUACUCAGGCCUCCAGAAGACCAUGCACAUCCUCUCCAUGGUGGUGUACAGCAUCGCCUGUUUGCUGGGGGUGACAGGGAACGGCCUCGUCAUUUGGAUUGCAGGCUUCAAGAUGAAGAAGACGGUGAAUUCCAUCUGGUUCCUCAACCUGGCCAUAGCUGACUUCAUCUUUACCUUUUUCCUGCCCCUCAGCAUCGCCUACACCGCCCUGGGCUUCCACUGGCCAUUUGGGAAGCUCCUGUGCAAGCUGAACAGCACCAUCGCCUUCCUCAACAUGUUUGCCAGCGUCUUCCUCCUGACGGUCAUCAGCAUUGACCGCUGCGUUUCCGUGGCCUUUCCCGUCUGGUCUCACAACCGCAGGAGCCCGGAGCUGGCGGCCAGGAUCGCGCUGGGGACCUGGGUCCUGGCUGUCCUGCUCAGCUCCCCGUACCUCGUCUUUCGCGACACUGUGGUCAGUUCCAGGAACGUCACCAGCUGUUACAAUAAUUUUGCGCUCUCCGAUGACUACACGUCCGAGGCAACGCGCAGGCUGUGGAGGAUGCGGCACAAAGCGAUGAUCAUCACGCGGUUCUUGUGUGGGUUCCUCAUCCCCUUCAUGGUGAUUCUCAUCUGCUACAGCGUCGUGGCCGUCAAGCUGAAAAGAAGGCAGUUGGCCAACUCUGCAAAGCCCUACAGAAUCAUCAUUGCUGUCACAGUCUCGUUUUUCCUAUGUUAUUUCCCCUAUCACGUCUUCUCCUUGCUGGAAAUAUCCAAAAACUCUUCCAGCCAUGAGAUGAAGCUGGCCCUUUACAUAGGGAUUCCUUUGGUUUCCAGCCUUGCUUUCUUCAACAGCUGCAUCAACCCCAUCCUGUACGUGUUUGUGGGGCCAGAUUUCAAGGAGAAGUUUCGCCAGUCCAUCCUGUCGACCUUCGAAGGGGCCUUCAGCGAGGAGUCGUUCCUGGGCAGCCUGACCAGCCGGCGCAAGUCCCGCUCUGCUUCGGAAGCAGAGGUCCCGAGGGUCUGAGCAGGUGCUGGUGUGGAAGGGGCCAUUCUUUUCUCCGCAAUUACCCUCAUUUCAGAGCUCAAAUCAUGGGGCUGGGGACUGUG